Messenger RNA from Umbelopsis ramanniana AG, 1203 nucleotides. RefSeq lists its product as uncharacterized. Lineage: Eukaryota; Fungi; Mucoromycota; Umbelopsidomycetes; Umbelopsidales; Umbelopsidaceae. The coding region runs from base 359 to 1141 and encodes 260 amino acids. The record is from RefSeq and is a predicted model, not a curated record. The transcript is spliced from 2 exons.
CGUCAUGGCCUGAUCCCGAAGAUACUUUAUGUGGUCAAUCAAUAAAAAGUGUGGUCAAACUUUUAUGCACUCCACGACAAUAACUCUCGUAUCCGUGGAACUUGGUCAAUAACGCCACGCUUCUGAACUUCUUCUUGGCUGAGUCCACUACGUGUGCCGGCGCCACCAUCGCGAACUACAGUCGGCGAACCAGUGUUGAGGUAACCUGGCACGAGCCGCUGGCUAAAAAAAAAAACGCACACAAAAAAUAAAAUGUCUAGAAUCUUGCGUCUCUUUUCCCCAACUACUACCUUCCUUUCUCUACUAUCUUUUACCUCUCGCUCCUUUAAUAUUCCCUUGCCAUCACUUGGCUCCACCUAUGCGACAUAUCAAAGCCUAUGAGUUUAUAUUCUGGAAUUUGCUGAUAACGGCAGCGCUGGCAAAUGUUACUUUACCAACGCCGUUCGAUACUGGAUACAACUAUGGCCUGACUUCGUCCUGCGAUAAUUUUUUCACGGCUUUCCUCAGUAGUACCUCCUUUCAAGCAUGCCCGUCCUUUGGAUUCUUAUUGACCAAAAGCAAUCAAUUCAACCAAAUUUCGAGAAAUAGCUCAACCUUAACCCCUGUCCUUCAAGGUGUAUGCGCUACGACCUCUGAUCAAUGUGUAUCUUUAAUGAAACAAUAUGCUUCACAAAUGACCGAUUCUAAAAACUGCGGAGCCGAUAUUCAGAGCAAUAAUACCAUUGCUGUAGCUACACUUUACGAUUUCGAGAGUUAUCAACCUAUGCAAAGUGCAGGAUGUCUGCAGGAUACCAAUGGUCAAUAUUGCUAUGCUCAAGCACUAGCAAUGAAUCAAGGUACCUCGAUUUAUUACUUGCCCGUCGGCAGUUCAAUGCCUAAUUCAACCUACACCAAAAUGAAACUUCAGUGCAAUGAUUGUAAUUCGAAGAUCCUCUCCUUGUAUUCCAACUAUUCAACUGUCCAGUCCGAGCCCAUAAUAACAGUGUGGCGUCAAGCACUGACAGUCAUCAAUGAGACGUGUGGAACUGCAUAUCUUCAGUCGGCUGGCAUAACAUAUACUUCGGCAGCUUCUUCUAGUAGUAGUUUUUAUCUUGCUGUCCAUGCUACUUUAAUCAUGUUAAUAGCUUCAAUCCUCUUAUAAAAUGUAAAUCGUAUAUAAAACUAGAUACAGCUGAAUGCACGCUGGGUCAUACACGUUUAAUA